Molecule: messenger RNA, 2520 nt
Organism: Exaiptasia diaphana
Lineage: Eukaryota; Metazoa; Cnidaria; Anthozoa; Actiniaria; Aiptasiidae
Product: telomeric repeat-binding factor 2-interacting protein 1
Source: RefSeq, a predicted model, not a curated record
GUGUUUUCUGCGCGCAAGCGAAAAAAAAUCUCAAGUAUUUUUGUCCAAUAUURAUAUUGUAGCUUAUUUCAUAUUUGAUGCGUAUUCAAUCCAAGUCGAAUGGCGGGCCAUCUGCUGCUAAUUUAUAGCAUGGAUCCAUGAAAUUAAGUUUGGUGUUGUAUUAUUUAAUCGCAUUUAAUAUCGUUGCUUGAUGUUAAAUUUUGUUCACCAUUUCACGUUGACGUUCGAUGAUUGUCAUCAUCAUCACUUCUUUUUUUAGCAAUGAAACGAAUACGACGUUCUGUUCUUUUUUUGCGAUAAUUUUUUCUUCCAUUAUUAGGACGUUUAACUACGUCAAAAACCAAAAAAUCACCACAACGAGUACCAUCCCCACGGAAGAAUGCCAAGAUUGCAUCUGUGAAUGAUGAAGAUGCUCUUGAAGAUGGUAGUAGUGAUGAUGAAUGGUUCAACACCAUCAAAAAGCAAAAAGUCGCCAAGACGAGUGCCAUCUCCUCGUAAGAAAGCCAAGAUUGCAGGUGAUGAAGAUGGUGAUGGUAGUAGUGGUGGUGAUAGUAACAAACGUGGACGUUCAACACGAUCAAAUAAMAUAAAGUCUCCAAAACAAGUACCAUCCCCACGAAAGAAAGCCAAGAUUCCAGUUGCGAAGGAAGAAGAUGGUGAUGACGAUAGUAGUAGUGGUGGCGAAAGUGAAAUCAGAGGAGAGUCUUUGAAACGACAACCGCGAACAAGAAGUCAACAUGCUGCAGCAUCCSAAAAGAAAURCUCMACUUCUGAUGAUAACAACGAAAAAMCAAUGCGCCUUAGAUCGGGCAAAAAUAAAACUGCAGCUUYAAACGGUGAUGAGGAWGGCAGUGAUAUAAUACGCCACAAAACAGGCAAAAAGAACAAAACAAUUUCAGAUGAUAGCGACGAAAGCAGUGCAAGCAAAAAGAAAAGAGCAACCACAUAUGACACCGUUGAAAAUGGCGAGGUAAUAACUCGGCGUAAAUCAGUCCGAAAGAAAAGGCUGCCAACUAUAGAUGACAUGGAUGAACGCAUUGAAAUGACAAGAGCUGGGAAAAACAGCAGAGCUAAGAAAAAGGCAGUUGAUGACGAUGAUAGCGAUGAUGAUGAGUUUGACAAACAGCUAAUGRAAAUCGCCGAGAAAAACACUAGUAAAAUGACCAAUGAUYAUGAUAUCAAUGGCAAGGUUGUUGAUGUUGAGGUUGAUGUUGAUGCUGAUGUUGAUGUUGAUGUUGAUGAUAAUGAUGAUGAAACUCAAGACAGCGACUCCUCCGUUUACAAUGGUUCAGGAGAGACCUCUCCAAACGAAGAUCAAAGAACGUCUUGUACGCGGAGACUUUUCGACAAUGACCAAAACAAAUGCCAAACUCCUUUGCUUGAAACCGUGGAUAACAUGUUUGAAGUCAUUGCGCAAGUUAUGAAACUCCCUUGUACCCAAGACAUGAGCGAUGCACAGAUCUUACACUGUCUGUAUGUUACCAGUGGAUCACUAGAUGACUGCAAACACUAUAUCGAAACCGGGACUCUUUCCAAUGGUGAUCCAGUGUGGUCAAAAAAGGAAGAUGAUAUCAUAGAAACUGGAGAAAARGAAAAUAUGAGAGAUCUUAUCAAGAAGAGAGGCCGAUCAGCUGUUAAAGAAAGAGAAAGGUUUUUGAAAUCACCUUAACCUUAAGAACAGAUUUUCUUUUUAUAUUACAUUUUUGRGCCUUUUUAAUAACAAUGGGCGGAGAACACACACAUUUUUCUGUUCAAAUUAUUCUUUGAAAUUUUAAAAUUGUAUCAUAAAACACCCAAAGAGCUGUACCAAGCUUUAUAAUCUUCGCAUUUAUUCUGACAAAAGCUUCAAGCAUGUCAUAUUUUUUACACACAAAAAAAGGAAUGUGGAACAUAUAUUAUGAAUAAAUAUUAGACUAAUCCACUGCUUUAGCAUUAAUUUUGUUCUGUGAUUGUCAACUUGUGCUUAAGGUCUAUACGGAAAAGUUCAUUUUUUAGCUAAAAAUGAAAGGCCGUGCUGCGGAGGCGUCAGGUGGUGUCCGGUAUGGACWUUGUGGAGGAAUAUUUUGUAUUUCGGCAAGUCACUAUAAUAGAACAAUUGAUAUGUCUGUACAAUGAGCUGUUUCCAUAACUCACAAUCCGGAUCCGUGUCGACGGGAUACUUAUCAUGGAAACGUUUGUCUAGAUCCCGUUGCGUGUGACUUCGAAGCUUCAUCUGGAGGACAAAACAAAAUAUYUUGCCCUCGUGGGAAUUAGAAUCCAUUGUUUUGUCUUCCAGUUGGAGCUGCAUUUCCAUGAACUGUMAGGGGGUCUAUAUUCAGUAGUGUCCGGAUGCGUAUGAAAGGAGAAUUAAUCGUUCUUGGAAUGUCUUACAUGUACCCAAGAACUUUCAGUUUAUGAACUGAAAAGGCAAAGUGCAUCGACCCCAUAUUCUAGACCAAAGCAACACGGGAAGUGUUGUCUUUGYGUCCCAAAGAUAGACAACUUUGGCGUAUUCUGGAUAAAGGAACACGCAAAAAAAAA